Molecule: messenger RNA, 1833 nt
Organism: Glycine soja
Lineage: Eukaryota; Viridiplantae; Streptophyta; Magnoliopsida; Fabales; Fabaceae
Product: serine carboxypeptidase-like 45
Exons: 10
Coding region: 52-1476 (474 amino acids)
Biological process (GO): proteolysis
Cellular component (GO): vacuole
Molecular function (GO): serine-type carboxypeptidase activity
Source: RefSeq, a predicted model, not a curated record
UCUUUCUGAUACUCCUUUGCCUUAGUCCCACUCUCUCCAUUUUGUGAAAAAAUGAAGAACUUAGCAACAUGGAAAACCAUGGCAAUUACUGUUGUGUUGCUUCAGCUGAGCUUUUCCUUGGAGAUUUUCUGCCUCUCUUAUCAUGCAGAUAGAAUUGUUCGGCUUCCCGGGCAGCCCAACAUAGGCUUCCAACAGUUCUCAGGAUAUGUUACAGUGGAUGACAUGAAACACAAGGCUCUCUUUUACUAUUUUGUUGAAUCAGAAACUGAUCCAGCUUCAAAGCCUCUUGUUCUCUGGCUCAAUGGAGGACCAGGUUGUUCUUCUCUUGGAGUGGGUGCAUUCUCUGAAAAUGGACCUUUUAGACCAAAUGGAGAAGUUCUGAUUAAAAAUGAGUACAGUUGGAACAGAGAAACAAACAUGUUGUAUUUGGAGACACCAGUUGGAGUGGGGUUCUCUUAUGCUAAAGGUGGCUCCUCCUAUGACACUGUGAAUGAUGAGACAACAGUACUUUUGAUUUCUCAAGCCAGGGACAAUCUUGUAUUCUUGCAACGCUGGUUCAACAAGUUCCCUCAUUACAGACACACAGAUUUGUUUCUAGCAGGUGAAAGUUAUGCAGGGCAUUAUGUUCCACAACUUGCAAAGCUCAUGAUUGAAAUAAACAAAAAGGAGAAGAUGUUCAAUCUGAAAGGAAUAGCCUUGGGUAAUCCAGUUCUAGAAUAUGCCACUGAUUUUAACUCAAGGGCUGAGUUCUUUUGGUCUCAUGGAUUGAUAUCAGAUUCAACAUACAAAUUGUUCACUACAGGUUGUAAUUAUUCGCGGUAUGUCAGUGAAUACUAUAGAGACUCAAUUUCGCCACUUUGUUCAAAGGUUAUGAAGCAAGUAAGCAGAGAAACCAGUAAAUUUGUGGACAAAUAUGAUGUCACCCUUGAUGUUUGUAUUUCCUCAGUGCUUUCACAAUCCAAAGCUAUUUGUCCUCAAAGCCAACAAACAAAUGAGAGCAUAGAUGUAUGUGUAGAUGACAAAGUUACAAAUUACUUAAACCGAAAAGAUGUACAAGAGGCACUCCAUGCCAAGCUUGUUGGAGUUCAAAAGUGGAAUGUUUGCAGCACUAACAGCAUUCUGGACUAUGAUAUGCUCAACUUGGAGGUACCUACACUCCCUAUAGUUGGAUCACUCAUAAAAGCUGGAGUUCGGGUCUUAAUUUACAGUGGAGAUCAAGAUUCAGUAAUUCCACUGACUGGAAGCCGCACCUUGGUUCAAAAGCUUGCUAGACAACUAAGGCUGAAUACAACAAUCCAUUAUAGAGUAUGGUUUGAGGGCCAGCAGGUUGGUGGGUGGACUCAAGUUUAUGGCAAUAUCCUCUCAUUUGCAACAGUCAGAGGAGCCUCCCAUGAAGCUCCUUUCUCACAGCCUGAAAGAUCACUUGUUUUGUUCAAGUCAUUCUUGGAAGAUAGGCCCCUACCAGAAAUUUUCUGACACUACUUAGUUUUUUUUCUAAUUUAGUUGAGAGAUUGUAAGUAAGCCUAAAAUUUGUACUAUACAAUUAUUAAAGGAAUGUAUUAUCAGUGUAUAAUUUCAAAAGAAAAGUUGGUAAACGAAAUUUUUAGGAAGGGAGGGGGGAACUUGUGUUGGGUCCAUGAGCGGCAGUUAAUUAAUAAUAAUAAAGCAAUGUGAGUUUAAAGACACAAGCAUUAUGUGGUUUCGUUAAUCACAUGCCAAUUAACUUUCAUGAUGGACCCAAAAGAGGGGGCCCUCCCAUUUGUACCUCUUUUUUUGUGUGCUUGUUUGUUCAUUGGGCUGUCAAAUCUCAAAUGUAAUGGAUCAUUUGGCUUA